CAACCAACAUCUCAGACUCCAGUUACUCCACAGCCUUCGACUUCGUCUUCGUCUCCCUCUUUCUGGCGAAAUGUCAGUGGCGGUAACCAUCAACAACCACCAUCACCAUCAUCUCUCCGAAUUGAGACCACCACGUUCAUCUCAUCUCCUUCCAAAUUAAGUAUCAUCCGUUCGGCAACACAAACACAACCACUACGAUUUAUUCAGUCGUGAUCUGAACCACUGCAGAGCCAUAACGGUGGUUACCACCAUGACAGCCCACGAAGCCUCAUCUUCAUCCUCCUCCAAGUCAAAACUUUGGAAGUACGACGUGUUCUUGAGCUUUAGCGGUGUAGACACGCGCAGUGGCUUCACAGGCCACCUCUACGCGGCAUUAACAGACAGAGGAUACCAGGCUUUUAUCGAUGAGGACGAUCUAAAUACAGGGGAAGAAAUAGGAAAUGCACUGUUCCGGGUAAUGGAAGAGUCGAGGAUCUUUGUUGUUGUCUUCUCAAAGAAUUAUGUGGAUUCGAGUUGGUGUCUUGACGAGCUGGUGAAGAUCAUGGAGUGCAGAUCCAAUCUGGGGGGACAUGUUUUGCCAAUAUUCUAUUAUGUUGAUCCUUCCGAUGUCAGGAAUCAAAAGGGAGAUUUAGCCCAAGCAUUUCAGAAGCACGAAGAGGUCAUCCGAGAAGAAAAAGAUGACAAGGAACGUGAAGCUAAACGAGAAAGGGUAAGGCAGUGGAGAAACGCUCUUACAGAAGCUGCAGAUUUGUCUGGUCACCAUUUUCAAAUCACUGGCACUGGGCACGAAGCAAAGCUUAUUAGAGAAAUUGUUGAUAAGAUUAUUACGAAUUGGCUUCCGAGCACGGAAAAAUUACAUGUGGCCAAACACCAAGUUGGAAUCAAUUCUCGCAUGUCAAAACUUUGGAAGUACGACAUGUUCUUGAGCUUUAGCGGUGUAGACACGCGCAAUGGCUUCGCAGGCCUCCUCCACACGGCAUUAACAGACAGAGGAUACCGGGCUUUUAUCGAUGAGGACGAUUUAAAUACAGGGGAAGAAAUAGGAAAUGCACUGUUCCGGGUAAUCGAAGAUUCGAGGAUCUUUGUUGUUGUCUUCUCAAAGAGUUAUGCGGAUUCGAGUUGGUGUCUUGACGAGCUGGUGAAGAUCAUGGAGUGCAGAUCCAAUCUGGGGGGACAUGUUUUGCCAAUAUUCUAUUAUGUUGAUCCUUCCGAUGUCAGGAAUCAAAAGGGAGAUUUAGCCCAAGCAUUUCAGAAGCACGAAGAGGUCAUCCUUGAAGAAAAAGAUGACAAGAAACGUGAAGCUAAACGAGAAAGGGUAAGGCAGUGGAGAAACGCUCUUACAGAAGCUGCAAAUUUAUCUGGUCACCAUUUUCAAAUCACUGACACUGGGCGUGAAGCAAUGCUUAUUAGAGAAAUUGUUGACAAUAUUAUUACGAAUUGGCUUCUGAGCACAGAAAAAUUACAUGUGGCCAAACACCAAGUUGGAAUCAAUUCUCAGAUUCAAGAUAUUAUCACUUAUCUUUCAAGUGGUGGAUUAGAUGAUGUUGUCAUGGUUGGAAUUUGGGGAAAGGGUGGAUUGGGUAAAACAACAGUUGCCAAAGCCAUUUAUAACGAAAUUCAUCCUAUGUUCCAAUUCAAAAGUUUCCUUGCCGAUAUUAGGGACAAUACAAGUAAACAUGGUCUGGUUUAUUUGCAAAAAACACUAGUUUCUAACAUCUUGAAACAGAAUUCUCAUGUAAGCAGUGUUGCUGAAGGUACCAGUCUGAUAAAACAAGGAUUUCGACAUAGAAAGGUACUUGUCAUCAUGGACGACAUAGAUGAAGUGGAACAACUGAAUGCAAUAGCUGGAAAUCGCGAUUGGUUUGGUCCAGGAAGUAGAAUUAUCAUAACGACAAGAUAUAAACAUUUACUAAAGAAUGUGGACAAGACAUAUCUGCUUCAGGAAAUGAAUGAAGAUGAAGCUCUGGAGCUUUUUAGCUGGCAUGCCUUUGGAAAUAGUAGGCCUCCUGAAGGAUAUCUUGAACUCUCAAGAAAGGUGGUUUCUUACUGUGGAGGUUUGCCACUAACCCUUACAGUUUUAGGUUCUUUCUUGUUUAAAAGAGCCAUAGCAGAGUGGAAAAAUGAAUUGGAGAAAUUAGAAAGAUCUCCAGGUGAAGAAAUAAAAAAACAAUUCAGAUUAAGCAUCGAAGGGCUAGAUGAUACACAGAAGGCUAUAUUUCUUGACAUAUCUUGUUUCUUUAUUGGAUGGGACAAGGACUAUGUCACAAAAGUAUUAGAUGGAUGUGGAUUUUUUGCAACAACAGGAAUCAGGGUCCUCCGUGAACGAGGUCUUGUAACCGUUGAACACAACGAGUUGAAUAUGCAUGAUUUGGUUCAAGAAAUGGCCAGAGUAAUCAUUUCUGAAAAAUUCCCGGGUUACCCUGGAAAAUGGAGUAGGUUGUGGAAUCCUCAAGAGAUCACCGAUGUAUUAACAAAUAAAUCUGGAACUGGAGAAGUUGAAGGACUUGCUCUGGAUUUCUCUGAUCAUUGGUUUCAAACCUGUGACAUGCCUAGUUUCAGUACAGAAGCAUUUGCCAGUAUGAAGAAACUGAGAUUGCUUCACCUCAGAUACGUUCAGUUCACUGGAGAAUACAAACAUCUUCCCAAAGAGUUAAUAUGGUUGUGCUGGCGUGGAUUCCUUUUGCAGUCCAUACCAGAUGACUUUUUUAAUCAACCGAAGCUAGUUGUUUUAGACAUGCAGUCAAGCAAUCUUGUACAAGUUUGGGAGGGCUCCAAGUCGCUUCAAAAGUUGAAAAUCAUUAAUCUCAGUCAUUCCCUUGACUUGGAAGAAUCACCAGACUUUUCACAAGUCCCAAAUCUUGAAGAGUUGAUAAUGGAAGGCUGUGAGAGUUUGUCUGAGAUUCACCCCUCCAUUGGUCAUCUUAAAAGACUCUCUUUGGUAAACCUUAGAAACUGUUGCAGUCUUAGUUCUCUUCCGAGGGAUUUCUUUAAGUCCAAAUCUGUUGAGAUUCUUUGUCUUAAUGGAUGUUCAAAAUUGAGAGAACUGCAUGAGGAUUUAGGGGAGAUGGUAUCAUUGAGAAUACUUGAAGCAGAGAAUACAUCCAUAAAACAAGUACCAGCUUCCAUAGCGAGGUUGAAGAAACUCACUCGUUUCUCUCUAAGGUCUGGCUAGAGAACACCCUUCCACUUGGGGAUGAGCAACCAGGGAUGUGAGAUCACAUGCUUUUAUACUGAGACUAAUUUUUGAAAAGUUGAUUGGUUAACUAAUCUGUUGUAUAAGGGUUGCUAAAAUACUUUUUACAAUAAGCAGUUCAUUCCCCUCUUAGACACCUACUUUCUUUUCUUUUUUAUUAUUGUAAAUAGGGUUGUAAAUAGAUUUUCACGUGUAUGUAAAUGGUAUUGUCUAUCACAUAUAUUUAAAACUUUCUACAUGUUUUUAUACGA
This is a messenger RNA of Malus domestica (apple), 3444 nucleotides long. RefSeq names its product disease resistance protein RPV1-like. The record is from RefSeq and is a predicted model, not a curated record. Gene Ontology annotation, biological process: signal transduction; defense response. Gene Ontology annotation, molecular function: ADP binding. NCBI's taxonomy places the organism in Eukaryota, Viridiplantae, Streptophyta, Magnoliopsida, Rosales, Rosaceae.